This is a messenger RNA of Dryobates pubescens (Downy woodpecker), 2653 nucleotides long. It is a transcript of the gene ARRDC3, whose product is annotated as arrestin domain containing 3. The transcript has 8 exons. Gene Ontology annotation, cellular component: cytoplasm. NCBI's taxonomy places the organism in Eukaryota, Metazoa, Chordata, Aves, Piciformes, Picidae. Gene Ontology annotation, biological process: protein transport. Bases 233 to 1477 code for a protein of 414 amino acids. The record is from RefSeq and is a predicted model, not a curated record.
AAAGCACAGCGGCGGCGGCAUCUGCCCCCCGCCCCCCCCACCCCAAGCCGCCCGGGCUGGGGCCGGGGCUCCCCGCCGUCCCCAUGAGCCGGCUCUAGGCUGCGUGCUGCCACAAUCGCGCUUUAUCUGAGGGGAUUCGUUCUUUUUGUUUUAUUUCUGUUAUUAUUUUUCCCUUGAUUUUAUUUUUUUUAACAGUCUAUUUUUCUACACUUUGCUAUAAGAAAAAAAAAAAAUGGUGCUGGGGAAGGUGAAGAGUUUGACAAUAAGCUUCGACUGUCUGAAUGACAGCAAUGUCCCCGUCUACUCCAGCGGGGACACAGUCUCAGGAAGGGUCAAUUUAGAAGUAACUGGGGAAAUUAGAGUGAAAUCUCUUAAAAUCCACGCGAGGGGACACGCGAAAGUGCGCUGGACUGAAUCGAGAAAUGCUGGAUCCAACACUGCCUAUACACAGAACUACACUGAAGAAGUGGAGUAUUUCAACCAUAAGGACAUCCUGGUCGGCCACGAGAGAGAUGAUGACAAUUCAGAAGAAGGCCUUCACACCAUCCAUUCUGGAAGGCACGAAUAUGCAUUCAGCUUUGAGCUUCCACAGACACCACUUGCUACCUCAUUCGAAGGCAGACAUGGCAGUGUGCGCUAUUGGGUGAAAGCCGAAUUGCAUAGGCCUUGGUUUCUACCAGUAAAAUUAAAGAAGGAAUUUACAGUCUUUGAACAUAUAGAUAUCAACACUCCUUCAUUACUGUCACCCCAAGCAGGCACAAAAGAAAAGACUCUCUGUUGUUGGUUUUGUACCUCAGGCCCAAUAUCCUUAAGUGCCAAAAUUGAAAGGAAGGGCUACACCCCAGGUGAAUCAAUUCAGAUAUUUGCUGAGAUUGAGAACUGCUCUUCCCGUGUGGUGGUGCCAAAGGCAGCCAUUUACCAAACACAGGCAUUUUAUGCCAAAGGGAAAAUGAAGGAAGUCAAACAGCUUGUUGCCAACCUGCGUGGGGAUUCCUUGUCAUCUGGCAAAACAGAAACCUGGAAUGGCAAACAGUUGAAAAUUCCACCUGUGUCUCCUUCAAUCCUCGACUGUAGUAUAAUCCGUGUGGAGUAUUCACUGAUGGUAUACGUUGAUAUUCCAGGCGCCAUGGAUUUGUUCCUUAAUUUACCACUGGUCAUUGGUACCAUUCCUCUACAUCCCUUUGGUAGCAGAACAUCAAGUGUGAGCAGCCAGUGUAGCAUGAACAUGAAUUGGCUUGGUCUGACCCUACCUGAAAGACCAGAAGCACCUCCCAGCUAUGCAGAAGUGGUUACGGAGGAGCAGAGACAGUCCAGCCUUGCACCCAUAGGUGUUUGUGAUGAUUUAGAGAGAGGGCUUCCAGGACCAUUGUUUGCAUACAUCCAGGAGUUCCGUUUUCUGCCUCCACCCCUCUAUUCAGAGAUUGAUCCGAACCCAGAUCAGCCCACAGAUGACAGACCAUCCUGCCCCUCUCGUUGAAGGAAUCCAUCAAAAGCUGACUCGACUUGGGUUUUAGAAUCACACCUGCUGUGUUGAAGGUCAAGGCAUCACAGUGGAGACACACUUUCAGAGGAAGUGGUUUUGCUGUUGCCUGUAAGGUGAAUCAAAACAACCUGUGAUCAUGCUUCGAAGCCUACAGUAACAGCGUAGGACUGCUCCACAUGCUUGAAGACCUGAGCUGUUUUGUUUAUUAUUUUUUCCCUUACCCCUUAAAUAUUGGCACAUACUAGGAGCAGCCUUACUAACAACCUGCAGUCAUGUGUGUCAAAACACUCAAACCACAUUGUAAGAGGGAUGGCUUCCUCUUGAGAUUCAGAAAUUUGCACAUGCUCAUUGCUCACGUUGUGCGGUUCAGUGUCACUACAGCUUUUUUUCCCCUCAUUUAUGCCAGACUGUUAAUUCCCUCUUGGUUGUGGUCCGCACAAUAAGAAGCAACAGAAAGCUUUGGCAAAAAAAAACCCAACAAAACCAACCAACAGCAACAGACUUACACAAAUGCACUGACUUUUUUCUUUUUUUUUUUUUUUUUCAUUUUGUUUAAUUUAAUGUAGCCUGGACUUUACCUGCAUAUGCACAUGCUCAGAAUUGUUCUAGUAGGCUGAUCAUGUAUCACCUCUUCAGCUUGGAUCCUAUGGUGGAUUUGUUGACAAACAUCAAAUGCCUUCAAGCCAAUCCUUCUUGCUGUAUGUUUUGCAGCCUACUGUAGUAGAUAAGCAACAGAUGUGGGGCUAGGGCGGGGGGGAUGGAGAGUUACUAGAAAGAACCUAAUAGACUUCAUCAAGAUUGUAAACCUUCUUGAUUUCCUUUAAGAAUUUGUUGCCUUUCUACUAUCCUCGCAAAGCAGCAUUUUGUUACAGACUGCCUAAAACAAAAAAAAAUCACUUAAUCUCAGGUGAACUCAUCACUUGCCAAACUGUUGGAAUGCUAUUUGUUUUGUUACGUUGCACUGUUGAGUUACUUCUCUUUGUGUUUGUGGUUUUUUUAGGUUUUGUUUUCUUUCCUUUGUUCUUCACUCGAGAGGGGGAUCUUCACAUGAGAGGGGGAUCUGGAAGAGGGACAUGCACAAAAGUUAUAAAACCCACCCUCAUUCCCACUUGUAUUUCUAUAUUGUAAAGAUGUUCAUGUUGUGAAGCUUUAAAAGAAAAAAAAAAAAAA